GAUGUCCUGAUGAAAUUGGUGAUUUUGGAGCUGGAAUUGGGUAUACUGCCUUGUUUGUUGAUGAAGAAUUAAAACAAAAAUAUAUAGGGACAACUCCAGAUCAACAAACACUUUCCCAAUUGUAUUCUCAAGAUUUUUUGUCACCAAUACAAAUACCUAAAAAAAAUACAGUAAAAGAGGUAAGUGUAAGCAAUAAAUUUUGGGGAUGUUUUGAGGAAGCAUUAGGUCAAAAUAAAAGAGGACAAAAUAAUUGUAUCUGU
Messenger RNA from Entrophospora candida, 260 nucleotides. NCBI's taxonomy places the organism in Eukaryota, Fungi, Glomeromycota, Glomeromycetes, Entrophosporales, Entrophosporaceae. The record is from the annotation of a GenBank genome assembly.